Messenger RNA from Nyctereutes procyonoides (raccoon dog), 2090 nucleotides. RefSeq names its product agmatinase (gene AGMAT). The record is from RefSeq and is a predicted model, not a curated record. Lineage: Eukaryota; Metazoa; Chordata; Mammalia; Carnivora; Canidae. The transcript has 7 exons. Gene Ontology annotation, molecular function: metal ion binding; agmatinase activity. Bases 764 to 1822 code for a protein of 352 amino acids.
GGCUGCUGGGUGCAGACAGGAGGCGACCCAGGGCUGCUGGGUGCGGACAGGGGGCGACCCAGGGCUGCUGGGUGCGGGCAGGUGACGACCCGGGGCUGCUGGGUGUGGGCAGGUGACCACCCGGGGCUGCUGGGUGCGGACAGGUGACGACCCGGGGCUGCUGGGUGUGGGCAGGUGACCACCCGGGGCUGCUGGGUGUGGGCAGGUGACCACCCGGGGCUGCUGGGUGCGGGCAGGUGACGACUCGGGGCUGCUGGGUGCGGGCAGGUGACCACCCGGGGCUGCUGGGUGCUGACAGGGGGCGACCCAGGGCUGCUGGGUGUAAGCAGGUGACGACCCGGGGCUGCUGGGUGCAGGCAGGGGGCGACCCGGGGCUGCUGGGUGCGGGCAGGUGACGACCCGGGGCUGCUGGGUGCGGGCAGGUGACCACCUGGGGCUGCUGGGUGCGGGCAGGGGGCGACCCGGGGCUGCGGGCUGCGGGCAGGGGGUGACCCGGGGCUGCUGGGUGCGGGCAGGUGACCACCCGGGGCUGCUGGGUGCUGGCAGGUGACCACCCGGGGCUGCUGGGUGCGGGCAGGUGACGACCCGGGGCUGCUGGGUGCUGGCAGGUGACCACCCGGGGCUGCUGGGUGCGGGCAAGUGACCACCCGGGGCUGCUGGGUGUGGGCAGGUGACGACCCGGGGCUGCUGGGUGCGGGCAGGUGAGCACCGGGGGCUGCUGGGUGCAGGCAGGUGACCACUGGGGGUUCCGGGUGCGGGCGGCAUGCUGCGGCGGGUGGUGGCCGGGUGCGCUCGGGCUCUGGGCGCCGGCGGGGGUGCACGUCCUGCCUCGGGGCUCAGCCCCCCGGGCCGCAGCGCCAGCAGCGGGUCCCCCGAUGCGCCCCGGAACCAGCCCCCCAGCUCCGAGUUCUUGGCUCGGCCGGUGGGCGUCUGCUCCAUGAUGCGGCUGCCGGUGCGAGCCUCCCCGGAGGGGCUGGACGCCGCCUUCGUCGGGGUGCCCCUGGACAUUGGGACCUCCAACCGGCCUGGGGCCAGAUUUGGACCCCGGCGGAUCCGGGAAGAGUCAGUGCUGCUUCGGGCAGCCAACCCUAGCACGGGGGCCCUCCCCUUCCAGUCCCUCAUGGUUGCAGACCUAGGCGACGUGAAUGUCAAUCUCUACAACCUUCAGGACAGCUGCCGUCUAAUUCGAGAGGCCUAUGAGAAAAUUGUAGCGGCUGGUUGUAUUCCCCUGACCUUGGGCGGAGAUCACACAAUCACAUAUCCUAUAUUGCAAGCGAUGGCAAAAAAGCAUGGCCCCGUGGGGCUGCUGCAUGUGGACGCCCACACGGACACGGCCGACAAGGCCCUGGGAGAGAAGGUCUAUCACGGGACGCCCUUCCGCCGGUGCGUGGACGAGGGCCUCCUGGACUGCGAGCGCGUGGUGCAGGUCGGCAUCCGGGGCUCCGCCACGACCUUGGAUCCCUACAGAUACAGCCGGAGCCAGGGCUUCCGGGUGGUCCUGGCCGAGGACUGCUGGAUGAAGUCGCUGGUCCCGCUGAUGGCAGACGUGAGGCGGCAGAUGGGGGCCAAGCCCCUUUAUAUCAGCUUUGACAUCGACGGCCUGGAUCCUGCCUACGCCCCAGGGACAGGAACACCUGAAAUUGCGGGGCUCACCCCGAGUCAGGGGCUGGAAAUCAUCCGGGGUUGUCAAGGCCUGAACGUGGUGGGUUGUGACCUUGUGGAAGUUUCACCGCCCUACGAUCCUUUUGGAAACACGGCCCUCCUGGCUGCUAACCUGCUGUUUGAGAUGCUGUGUGCUCUCCCCAAAGUGACAGUCGUCUGAACCUCGGAAUCUUCGAGAUACAACAGGCUGUGUUGAUGACAGUUCUCAAGGAUUUAUGCGCAAGCUGAGUCCUGGGCAACUCUGAGUACUCAGGAGUUUAUGCCAGUACAACUUUCUGCUGAGAAAUGUCCCUAGAGGCUGUAAAAUCAGGGCAUUCAGUAGAACUCCAAUCCAACGGCUAAUAUUUCUGUGGGGUUUGAGUCAACUAUAAACAGAGAAGUACUUGUGCUGUUUUGAUGAGAUGGUGGAGGAUUGGGUGGGGCGGGGG